Molecule: messenger RNA, 2382 nt
Organism: Lodderomyces oxycetoniae
Lineage: Eukaryota; Fungi; Ascomycota; Pichiomycetes; Serinales; Debaryomycetaceae
Gene: PTP2
Product: tyrosine protein phosphatase
Exons: 1
Coding region: 1-2382 (793 amino acids)
Biological process (GO): protein dephosphorylation
Molecular function (GO): protein tyrosine phosphatase activity
Source: RefSeq, a predicted model, not a curated record
AUGACCUCGGUACCAAAUACACCUACUCAUAACAAAGUAGUAUCGCACCAGGACUUUAAAGAACUCACAUUGUCGCCACAAGCAGAAGAACAACCAAACUUGGACUCAUAUUUUGACUGUAAUAGUAUCUCCAAAAAGCGAGGAUUACAACAGCUUCUGAAACCAUAUCCAAUACCCAAAACGCUAUUGCCCUUGCCACCAACAUCCAUAUCCUCCUUAUCCUCCUUGCCACAACCCAAAACACCUAUAUUCAAGUCAGGCUCAAUCUCAGGUACAUCUUAUGCAUAUCCAUUAAGCUCCCCCUCUCCAACAUCUACAACUUUUGCCACAAGUCUUUCCAGCAAUAUCAAAUCUCAAGACACGUUUAACUUAAACCCAACAAAGUUUGAUUUCAUCUUUGAUGUACGGCCAUUUAACUUGUAUUCAAAGAGCAGAAUACAAACUUCGGUUAACCUAAGUUUGCCUACAACGCUAUUGAAGCGUAACUCUAUGAACUUGAGCGAGUUGAUUAUCAAUAUGGUGGAAAUGGACUCAAGCUCAAAGCAAAUCAUACUAGAUCAGCUCAAGGAGGGCCAAUUGGAAAGAAGCUUGCAAAUCCUCAUUUAUGACCAAACUUCUACAAAUGAGGCUAUCACUUUUGCCUUGUAUCAAACUGUAGCCAAGUUUGAAAAGUAUCAUGAUAAAUUUGACAUUUAUUACUUGAAUGGCGGGUUUGCAAAGACAUUACUGGAUAAUGCCAACAUAGUAGAGCAUAUAACUAUAAACCCAAACGCUGCUGCUAACACCAAUAAUAAAAAUAGCCCAGAUGAACAAAAGAGAACAAAGUGUUUAUCGGGGUUCACUUUACCUUCUGCAACUAAUUUCAAAACCAAAUUUGUUCACUCUAUCAAAAAGAAUAAUGACUACUCAGAACUAAAUAUCAGUACCAAUAACAACAAUGGCAAUGGCAAUGGCAACCACGAUAACAGCUAUUUCAACGGCCAGGCUGCAAGUAAUGAGCAUACAAUGGAAGGGAAGAAGGAGGUUGGCCCCUCAUAUCAAUACAAAAUAGCCCCUAUUUCAAAAGACGUAUCCUUGUGUAAAUGGCUACAUUUCAUGAAAACGUGUACAAAUGAAGAUAUUGUUAGGCAGCUACAUCAAAAAUUUAACAGGGUUGAAGAAAUUGAAAAAAGACGAUUAAAUAAAAUGUGCUCAAAGUCUAAAGAUUCAGAUACAACGACAAACACCAAUUCUUCUAACCAGGAGACAACAAUUGCAUCACCAUGUUGUCAACAAUGUACACUAAUUGAUUUUAAACUACCUCAGGGAAUCGAAUUUGGCUACAAGAAUAGAUAUAAUAACGUAUGGCCAUAUGAACAUUCUCGAGUAAAACUAGAUCACGGCCAUUUUCGGAGUCCUGGUGAUGAUUACUUUAAUGGCAAUUACAUUGCUAUCAACACAAUAGUUGAUGGUGACUGUACAUAUAUUGCAACACAAAACCCUCUCUCGUCAACAAUUGAUGACUUUUGGGCACUUGUUCAGCAAGAAAAUGUUCAAAUUAUAAUUAAUCUAGAUCCAAAACCAGUAUUAUACUUUAACCACCCGCAAGUUCGAUCUAUUGAGACUAUAGGCACACCUUUUUCUGACUUUAAAUUACGCAAAAUUAACAAUUCAAUCUAUCAUUUUCAUUACCUUGGAUGGCCCGAUUUCGGUGUGCCUCAAUAUUUUCAAUCAUUAAUUGAAUUGAUAGAAUUGAAAAACAAAAUGGCCGAAUCUCAGCAUCUUUCGAAAAAAGUGAUUGUUCAUUGUUCUGCAGGGUGUGGAAGAACAGGGGUGUUUAUAACUAUAGAUGCAUUGAUUCAAGGAUACUCGAGAAACCCUCAACGAAUGGAUACACUGGAGGUGGAUUUGGUAUAUAAAUUAGUUCAACAUCAACGACGCCAACGAAUUUCAAUGGUUCAGACUUUGGACCAGUUUAUAGUAUGUUAUGAAGUUUUUGCUACUUAUUUGGAAUUGAAACAACAACAAGAACAACAACACCAAGAGAAAGAAAAAGAAGGAAAGGAAGAAAAAAAAGGAAAUGAAGGAAAUGAAGCACAACCCUCUUCAUCCAUGGAGUUGAACUUGAACCCUGAUUCGGGAAACUCAUCGCAAUGUUUAAAAAUGGCAAAUAUUUUAGAAAUUAUAAACAACAAUAUGGAGGAGUUUACCAGGCGAUCUACAAGCUCCCCUAAUAACAAUAAUAACUUUAUAGGUUCUUCGGGACAACCAGUUAGAAGCCCGAUUGUUAGGGAAAGCUCCGUUUCUACACCAUCUUGCACCACGGCUACCGCUGCAGCUGCCGUUGAGCGCGGUGAUUAUUUCCAAUUUCAAAAUACAUCCAUGUCGGUGAGUUCGAGAUAA